AUGGAAUACGUUGGCCGGAGCCUCUACGACGUCAUCAGCGAGCGCUGCCGCCUCAACCUCCCGUUCAGCGAGUCGGAGACGCGACGCGCCAUGGCGCAGCUGCUGGCCGGCGUGGGGACGAUGCACGCCCACGGCAUCGUGCACCGCGACCUCAAGCCCGGGAACGUGCUCGUCGGAGAGCGCGACGGCCGGCUCAAGAUCUGCGAUCUCGGCCUUGCCAGGUCCGUCGCCGCACCGCCGCCGCUGGACGCGGAGCUCGAAGGCACGCCCGGAUACAUGGCGCCGGAGGUGCUCCUCUGCGAGAAGGGCUGUGGAGAGCCCGUCGACGUUUGGGCGCUGGGGUGCGUUAUGGCCGAGCUCGUCGCCGGGCAGUCGCUCUUCCCAGAAGACGACUUGUGCAAGCAGCUGGUGAAUAUCAUCUACCUCCUAGGGAUCCCCGACGAUGUGUCGUUGAUGCCGCUAGGCAUCACGGCGGCGGCGAUGAGCAAGCUGCGGGACAAGGUGCCUGAGGAGCGGCUGUCGCCGGCGGGCUUCGACGUCCUUCGCGGACUGUUGCAGUACCACCCCAAGGACAGGCUCACCGCCGCGGCGGCGCUGCAGAUGCAAUGGUUCAGUGACGAUGCUACAGCGAUGUGA
Messenger RNA from Setaria italica (foxtail millet), 636 nucleotides. Its product is annotated as putative cyclin-dependent kinase F-2. Gene Ontology annotation, molecular function: MAP kinase activity; ATP binding. The transcript has a single exon. The record is from RefSeq and is a predicted model, not a curated record. The coding region runs from base 1 to 636 and encodes 211 amino acids. Gene Ontology annotation, cellular component: nucleus; cytoplasm. Gene Ontology annotation, biological process: intracellular signal transduction; protein phosphorylation. Lineage: Eukaryota; Viridiplantae; Streptophyta; Magnoliopsida; Poales; Poaceae.